CGGGCAGGAGGCCGCGCAGCCCCGACUGGGCGCCGCCUCUCUUAAGGUGGCCGCCGGCGCGGCUCGGCAGUGACAGGGCGAGGGGGCGGCGCUACCGCCCGGCUGGCGGGAAGGGGAGGCGGCCGCGGCCGGCAUGGAAGUGGAGAUGGCGGAGGCCGAGAGGCCUGGGCCGCGGGACGGGGAGAAGCGGGGAGCGGCCGACGCCCCUGCGGCCUCCGGCAGCGGCCACUACGAGCUGCCCUGGGUUGAAAAAUACAGACCUAUGAAGCUAUCUGAAAUAGUUGGGAAUGAAGACACUGUGAGCAGACUGGAGGUUUUUGCAAGGGAGGGAAAUGUACCAAAUAUUAUAAUUGCUGGUCCUCCAGGAACUGGUAAAACAACCAGUAUCUUAUGUUUGGCUCGUGCACUGCUUGGUCCUGCAUUAAAGGAUGCUGUUCUGGAACUGAAUGCUUCAAAUGACAGGGGCAUUGAUGUUGUGAGAAACAAAAUCAAAAUGUUUGCUCAGCAGAAGGUCACACUUCCCAAAGGUCGGCAUAAGAUAAUCAUCCUGGAUGAAGCAGACAGCAUGACCGAUGGAGCACAGCAAGCAUUGCGAAGAACAAUGGAAAUUUAUUCCAAAACAACUCGCUUUGCACUUGCAUGCAAUGCCUCAGAUAAAAUCAUAGAGCCAAUCCAGUCUCGCUGUGCUGUGCUGCGCUACACCAAGCUGACAGAUGCUCAGAUCCUUGCAAGGUUAAUGAAAAUUGUUGAGAGAGAGAAUGUACAAUACACAGAUGAUGGACUGGAAGCCAUUAUCUUCACAGCACAAGGAGAUAUGAGACAGGCAUUAAACAACUUGCAGUCCACAUAUUCUGGAUUUGGCUUUAUUAACAGUGAGAAUGUAUUUAAGGUGUGUGAUGAGCCACACCCUCUGCUAGUGAAGGAAAUGAUACAGCACUGUGUGAAUGCAAAUAUUGAUGAAGCAUACAAGCGAAAUUCACAUUUGUUUUCUCCUGCACAGAUUCUUGCCCACUUGUGGCGGCUUGGGUACUCACCAGAAGAUAUAGUUGGCAAUAUCUUCAGAGUGUGUAAAACCUUCCAAAUGCCAGAGUAUUUGAAAUUGGAGUUCAUCAAGGAAAUUGGAUAUACUCACAUGAAGGUAGCAGAAGGGGUGAAUUCUCUCUUGCAGAUGGCUGGACUGCUUGCCAGGCUCUGUCAGAAGACGGCUGCUCCUGCAGAAAGUUAAAUGGAGUAUUUGACUGGACUGCAAUUACAGCCUUGAUUCUGGAAGUAUGAAAUUACAGUGUUUAAGGCCAGCUGCUAUCUGCAUACUUGAACCUUGUGUAUAUAGUAAAUUCUGAAUUCAGUGAGCUUAUUCUCUGUUCUUGCUGAACCUGAAAAUGAAAGCCAGCAUUUGUUUUUAAAUUACUUUGUACUUUUUUUAGGCCAAAUAAACUUAAAAUCCACUGAGAA
Chrysemys picta bellii (western painted turtle) is the source of this 1452-nucleotide messenger RNA. NCBI's taxonomy places the organism in Eukaryota, Metazoa, Chordata, Testudines, Emydidae. The record is from RefSeq and is a predicted model, not a curated record.